This is a messenger RNA of Anarrhichthys ocellatus (wolf-eel), 5403 nucleotides long. RefSeq names its product parvin, beta (gene parvb). Gene Ontology annotation, molecular function: actin binding. Bases 2672 to 3694 code for a protein of 340 amino acids. The record is from RefSeq and is a predicted model, not a curated record. Lineage: Eukaryota; Metazoa; Chordata; Actinopteri; Perciformes; Anarhichadidae. Gene Ontology annotation, biological process: lamellipodium assembly; substrate adhesion-dependent cell spreading; actin cytoskeleton organization. The transcript has 13 exons. Gene Ontology annotation, cellular component: cytoplasm; lamellipodium; actin cytoskeleton.
UAUAAGUCAGUGCUGAAGGGAAUAAAGUCUGCAGUGAGGACAGAGGGGAAGCACAUAGACUGCGUUUGAGUGCAGCUUGUGAGGAUGCAGUGCCCCUGUGUGGUCAAAGUGGAUUAAAGCCCAGCUGUCAAACAAGUUAUUUUAAAGGUAUAGAUGAUCUCGGUGAUGUUGGAAUUAGAAAUCAGUCUAACGGGAGAAAAGCAUGUGAGGUUUAGUCUUUGGUAAUGGAGCACAGCUUGUGGCUUUAAAUGCUGCUGCAGCUGCUGCUGUUGUGGUUUCUGUUACUUUUGGGUGUGGUGCUUUGUAUUCGUCAAGAGGAACACCCAAGAGAGACGAGUUGCCACUGGAAAAGUUGCUUCACGUUUGCUGAAUAAUCAUUAUUUGCGUAAUGGGAGUGGGAAUCAUGGUUUCUUUUACUGUGUUUACACUUCUUAGCGACCACAUGUGCACGGUGUAGUUCAGCAUUGAGCACUUAAACCCUCCUCUUCUUGUUGCAUGUGAUGGGAUGGAAAGUGUUGCUUCAGGCUAUACAACACGACACAAAGGAACCUUUUUUCUUUUGUUUUACACUGCCCAGAUGUCUGCAUGUUCAUGUCUCCUUCUGUAUCCUGAUAAACUGAAAGGAAGUCUGCAUUUCUCUGACAAGGCUCAACUCCCGUUGUCAGCAACAGGCAGUGCUGCAACAGUGAUAGUUUAGUGAAGACAAAAAAAAAACAAGAUGUUUUUACUUUAUAAGGACGGAGAGGAUGAACGUCAGGUCAUAUCCUCGCUGCAUUAUCUCAGGGUGAAGAGUAUUUACUCUGAAAAUACAAAAUAGUACUAAGAUACAGGAUGGAUGCUGAUAAUAGUAAGUCAUCUGUUUAUUGUUGCUAUUUGGCUUUUUUUACUCACUUCAUAUAUUCAUUUGUUGCUACUUUUACAUAACUAUCAAAAAGAGAUGAAGGAUUGAGUACAUCAUGCAUUAAUUAAUGUAUUAAACAUCCAAAAAUGGUACAAAUUAUACCAACAUUAUUAUAAAUAUGUUCAAAUAUAUGUUUUUACUGUUGUUUGUACUGUUGGGAAGAAUUUAGCAUCUUCAGGCAAAUACUUUACAAAUAAUAAAACCAUCCAAUCGAAGGUACAUUGUAUCAUUAUACUAGUAGCCAUUUUCCAGGAGAUUCACUGAUAUUUAAAAUUUAGAAGAGUAAAGUUAUUUCAGGAAAGGAAAGAAGCUAUUUGCUGUUUCAAGCUAUUAUGUAACUAAAUUGUCAAAUAAAUUAUAAAAUAUUAGAGCUGAUAUAGUGAUGACUGAUAUUAGCUUAUUAAUAUGGCCUGCUGCUGCAUAUCGACCGAUAUCGUAACAUUCGGUACAGAAAUGCUGAAGAUACAUUUGACGUAUCGUCAUUUUACAGUUUCUUUAUCAGAGAGCCCUGAAGUUCCACUCAGUAAGUAGUUUGGUCAUAAUUCUUAAAACCUGUGUUUAAUAACAUUUAAAAGACUCUCAUUGGAAAUGUUUAUGUAUGUUAUGUGUUUACUAAACCCUCAAACAUCAAUAUCUGUGUCUAAUAAUUAUUCUAAUAAUGACUCCCUCUAUUUUUUGACAAAAGAAUAGUAGAAAACCAGUAGAAAUACAAUAUGGAGAAAAGUACAUAAGAAAUACUAAUACGUAAACACGAGGUGUAAAAAGAGCUAAUAUAUCUGCUGAAGGCGACCUGUGGAACAAACUGAGUGACUCUUCUUCUCCUGGCUGCUGUUACUCACUGCUGCCUGUGUUGGUGUAAAUAACCGGGGCUAUAUUUAAGGUCCGGCCUGUCUUGUCCAUACUGCUGCAUUAUUUAUAUCUUCCCCCUGUGCCACGGUGAACCCCCGCCCAACCCUCCCCUCGGGAGGACGAGGUCGAUUUCAAUCUGCUUUACGCUGUUGCUUAUGUUGCAGACUGAUUACGCUGAGAACAUUUUUAUCUCUAAAGCAAAAACACAGCUGAUAAGAUGCUGCUGCUGUUCUCUUGCGUCCUUUCCCAUAACGGUUUGUAAGAACCACCGGCAUUAACUUGUGCAAUGAAGCCAGCAUUAGAUAGUUGUUCUUGACUGCAGCCUUUGAUUUGUAUUGAAUUAGUGUAAUUCUGUUAAAAGGAAUACAGCCGUUGCCUGAUUGAUUAUCCGCUGCAGCAAAACAUAUUAAAGGCUCCAUACACAUGCUCAGAAAUAACAACCCCAUUCUCUUGUAUUAGUGUUAAAUUACUAGACUACAAUUUAGUUAGUUAGAACAAUAGAACAACAACAACCUGAACAGGUGUCCUUUUUACACCACGCCGCAUGCAUUUAUAUUGAGAAAUGAAAGGAUACAGUGAACUUCGUCCUGUGUCCACUGCUAAACAGCCCAGAGGUUACCAGUGUUGAGUUGAUUUUGUGUGUUUAUGUCCAGUGUGGAUCUUCCUGUCCCAAACACACACACACACACACACACACACACACACACACACACACACUCACCCCUCAGUGUCUCCUGUAACUGGACCGCAGACGUGGGGUGGAGGGUUGUGACAGAAAUAAACACGUGAUGACGCCCAUGCCACUGCUCAGUCCCACUGACUACGAUUCACACACACUCACGCACAUAUAUACAUACACUCCUGCAUAUUCGACCAAAGCUCGCUGCCAUCGUAGGAAACCCUGCGGCUUAUAGUGUGGACAUGGCGGGGCUGCUGUGUGGGACCAAGAGGAAGAAACAAGUGAGUGAUCUCCAUGAGGAGGGGAAGAAUGCCAUCAACGCUCCCAUGCUUCCCACAGGCACAGACAUCCAUCCAGAGGACACGCUGCUGGAGGAAAACGCUGAGAGGAUCAUGUUGGACCCAACGUCGCGGGAAAAUCUGAAAUUUAAAGAUCUGCUGAAGGUCCUGAUUGACUGGAUCAACAGUGAGUUGGAGGAAGAUAGGAUCAUAGUCAAAGACCUGGAGGAGGACUGCUAUGAUGGACAGGUGCUCCAGAAGCUAUUUGAAAAGUUGUCUGGCAGGAAGCUGAACGUGGCCGAGGUCACCCAGUCCGAGAUCGGCCAAAAGCAGAAGCUUCAGACGGUUUUGGAGGCCGUCAACGAACUGCUGCGGCCUCACGGCUGGACUAUUGAGUGGAAUGUGGACUCGAUCCAUUCAAAGAACCUGGUGGCUAUUGUCUAUCUGCUGGUGGCUCUCGCGAUGCACUUCCAGGCGCCCAUCAGGCUGCCGGAGCAUGUCUCUGUGAAGGUGGUUGUCGUCAAGAAACGAGAGGGAAUCCUGCAGACUGCUCUUGUGACCAAGGAGCUGACGAGCACCACAGAAAUGAUGAUGGGAAGGUUUGAGAGGGACGCGUUUGACACUCUGUUGGAUCACGCACCAGACAAGCUCAACGUGGUGAAAACGUCUCUUAUCACCUUCGUGAACAAACACCUGAACAAGUUGAACCUGGAAGUUACUGAGCUGGAAUCUCAGUUUGCUGAUGGCGUGUACCUGAUAUUGCUGAUGGGGCUGCUAGAGGACUACUUUGUCCCUCUGUACAACUUCUUCCUCACCCCUGAGAACUUCGAACAGAAGGUCCACAAUGUGGCGUUUGCCUUUGAGCUGAUGCAGGAUGGAGGCCUGAAGAAACCCAAAGCCAGACCAGAAGAUGUUGUCAACCUGAACCUAAAAUCCACCCUCAGAGUCCUCUACAACCUGUUCACCAACUACAAAAACUCUGAGUGAACUUUUCCAGUUUCACCCCCUGAUGUUACUUAUGAAUGCUACCCUGUCCCUGUGCUGAUAUUAUGCGUGACGGUCUGGACGCUGGAGGAGACCAACUGGGACUGAAAGUCAUCAUUAUGUGGGACUUAUAAAGACCCACAGGGAGUAGCCUGAAAAAGGUCUGAAUGUUAGUUCUUUAUCUUCUCCAAAUGUCAGUAUUUAUUUAUUCCUUCCUUGAAUGUUAAAUUCAACCCAGGAAACUGCGACCUUUAGCCUGCAUUUGAAUACUCAGCCAUCACAGGAAUAAUGAAUGAGGGCAGGAUGUGAAAACUGCAAAACAUUUCCGUGUUAACUCCAGAAUAUUUAAGAAAGUUGAAAAUUUUAUUAUAUAUUAAUAGUAUCAAAAAUGAAUUUGUGUAAAUAUUAAAAGAAUAGUUUUGGGAAAGACACAUAUUUGCUUUCUUGCCAAGAGUUCGAUGAGAAGAUUGACACCGAGCUCAUCUUUGAAUGCUAAAUAUUAAACUAACUUUAGAGGCAGCUGCCGGUUAGCUUAGCUUAGCAUAAAAAGACCAGAAAUGGGGGAAACUGCUUGUCUGGUCCCGAUGAAAGAUUACACAAUCUGCGUAAAGCUCAUGUUUAACACAUUAUAUCCAUAGACGACAAUAACUGUGCACCAGAUAGAAAGGUAGUGAUACCUUUAUUUUAUAAGGAAAUCCGUGCCAUUAAACCUAUACAUCGUUUCAACGAAAUUGCAUUGCAAGGCAACAGCUUGGGUCCAUGUUUACUUCCAUUCAGUCGACUGAUUCCAUUCACAUACACUGGAACAAGGAAUAUAGUUCGUAGCACUGCAAAAGGAAAUAAACUGGGACUAAUUUGUAAUGUUUAGGUUUAUGACUGAAAUGGUUUAUAUACUGUACAUUUAAAAAUGCAAAUGUAUUUAUUGUAGCUCACUAAGCACAUCUAAUUGCAACAUAAUUGUCCAUCAGAGUCAAAAGCUGAGAUGGCGGUUACAUGCUAUUCUGUGUAUCGUUAGCAAUUGUUCAUCUUGCUCCAUCAUGACUGGAAUUAGCUAAUUUACUUAUGAUUAAAAAUUGUUUUCCUUUGUUUCCCCCUGCUUCCAUCUUAAUGCUAAGCUAAGCUCACCGGCGGAUGGCUGUAGCCCCAUAUUUGUGGACUCAUUGUCGGGUGUUAUUGAUCUUCUCCCGCAGACUAACUCUUGACAAGAAAGCAAAUGCGCAUUUUUCUCCAAACUAUUCCUUUAAGAAAGUUGAAAAUGCAAUGUAUUCUAUAAUAUCUGAAAAUACUUUGUAUAUUCUUACUACUACUGACAGCUGAAGGAACUGUGAACAGUCCUUCGUUUACUCUGAACUAUGCAGACCACAUCACAAGCCAUAUUUAAAAGCCAAUGCUGUUGCCUUAAGUGCAGCGGGCUCUCUCCGUCCCGGGAGAGCUCCAGUCAGAGUAUCUUCGUAUUCACGGGCCUUUCAGACGAGUCUCAGAGGAGGCCUGGACCACACAGUGCCCUCCUGAUGCAGAGCAUUUGCCCGCCGUGCCACCUGGAGACCUGCUAAGAUGUACAGUGCACGACUUGUGCAUUUCAGAGCCGGGUCUGAAUUAUUAAGAAAGUGGAUGAGUCAAUCUAAACCGUGCUUGCGCUGGAUGUCUCACCUCUGUGUGUGCUUUUUUUUAUUUUCAUCUUGCCUAUCAAGAAAUAAACGCCUGAAAUCAAA